Tachysurus vachellii is the source of this 5489-nucleotide messenger RNA. Its product is annotated as protocadherin alpha-C2-like. NCBI's taxonomy places the organism in Eukaryota, Metazoa, Chordata, Actinopteri, Siluriformes, Bagridae. Gene Ontology annotation, molecular function: calcium ion binding. Gene Ontology annotation, cellular component: plasma membrane. The record is from RefSeq and is a predicted model, not a curated record. The transcript has 4 exons. Gene Ontology annotation, biological process: homophilic cell-cell adhesion. Bases 209 to 3175 code for a protein of 988 amino acids.
GAGAGAGAGAGAGAGAGAGAGACGGACAAAGAAACCAUGGACACGGCCACUGAAUAUAUUCGUGCACAUUUACUACGGAAAAUGUUGCUAAACCAAUAAAAAAACGAAAUGAAGGACAAUUAGGAAAAAUUAAUGCCGUGCAGGGAAGCGAAGCAUUGCUGCAAAGAGAGCUGUUUUUUAAUCUGUUUGCGGAUUCCGGGAGCUUGCGAUGGCUGUUGCAGGGAUAUGUUGCAGCUGUGGGGGAAGAAAUGUGCCUCUUUUGUCAUGUUUGAUGCUUUUGUUCUGUUGUGGCUUUACAUUUGGUCAAAUACGCUAUUCAGUUCAAGAGGAAUCUGACAAAGGAGCGGUCGUGGGUGAUAUUGCGCAAGAUUUGGGUCUGGAUGUGGCAAAGCUCUCGGCUCGAAGUAUUAAGGUAACGGCCGACGGAGGAAAACGGUAUGUGGAUGUGAAUCCUAAAAACGGAAAACUGUUCGUAAAUGAACGAAUCGACAGGGAGGCGUUGUGUGACAGGACCGGUGGGUGCGUUUUAAAUUUUGAUUUGCUUCUUGAAAACCCGUCCGAGGUGCACACCAUCGAUGUGGAGGUGGUCGACGUGAAUGACAACGCGCCGCAAUUCCCUAGAGACGAGUACCAGUUGGAAAUAACGGAGUCGGCGUCGCCCACUUCACGUUUUCCCGUCGAGCACGCGCUGGAUCCAGAUUUCGGGACCAACUCGAUCCGCUUUUACCGACUUGGACCAAACGAGCAUUUUGCGCUCGAUUCCAACAAACCCUCGCCUAACAGCAAGCACGUCGAGCUCGUGCUGAAAAAGCCUCUGGACCGCGAGCAGACCCCUUAUCAUCAGUUGAUUCUGACAGCGUCUGACGGCGGCACACCAGCGUUGACAGGUACAGCAAAAAUUAAUGUGCGCGUCUUAGAUUCGAACGACAACAAUCCCGUGUUCGACAGCUCCGUGUAUAAAGUGAAACUGCUGGAAAAUCCACCGAAAGACACACUCGUUAUUAAAUUAAACGCCACGGAUCAAGAUGAGGGUACAAACGGGGAGGUGUUCUAUUCAUUCAGCAGUUACACUCCGGAAAGGGUUAGGCAAGUGUUCAGCAUGGACACCAACACUGGAGAAAUUCGAGUCCGGAGCAACGUGGACUAUGAGGAUACCAACACGUAUGAGAUGUACAUCCAGGCCAUGGACAAAGGACCGGCUGCAGUUGCGGCCCACUGCAAAGUGGUUGUGGAGGUGGUGGAUGUGAAUGAUAAUGUUCCAGAGAUUGUGCUCUCAUCCCUGUCAAGCCCGGUGCGUGAGGAUGCUCGUGCCGACACCGUUGUGGCCUUGAUCAGUGUAACAGACCGUGACUCUGGCCCAAAUAAGCAAGUGACGCUGGAGAUCCCACCUGGCCUUCCUUUCAAAAUCAAGUCUUUCAGGAACUAUUACACUUUAGUAACAUCUGCCUUCUUGGACCGUGAAGCCACAGCAGCCUAUAAUGUGACCCUCAGUGCCACAGACGGUGGCACUCCUCCACUCUCCUCCCGGAAGACCAUACAGGUGGAUGUGGCAGAUGUUAACGACAAUCCACCACGUUUUGAGCAGACCUCUUACACUGUGUAUGUUAUGGAGAACAACGCUCCCGGAUCCUCUCUUUGCACUGUCAAAGCUCUUGACUCAGACGUGAACGAGAACGCUCGCAUCACUUACACUGUUCUGAAUGAUAACAACCACGGUAUUCCUGUCACUUCCUAUGUUUCCAUCAAGCCAGACACAGGUGUGGCUUAUGCUCUCCGCUCCUUCGAUUAUGAGUCAAUAAGGGAGUUUCACUUCCAGGUAAAAGCUCAGGAUGGGGGUAUACCACCCCUCAGCCGUGUGGCUACUGUCUAUAUCUAUGUAAUGGACCAAAAUGACCAUGCGCCAGAGAUUGUGAAUCCUCCAGCCAAUGGGACACGUUCAACAGAAACAGUGAUGAAGAACAUUGAAGCAGGUGUUCUUGUCACCAAGGUGGUAGCAUAUGAUGCGGAUGCUGGACAGAACGCUUGGCUCAUUUAUGUUUUGGAUCAGUCUAUAGAUCUUGAUCUGUUCAAACUGCAUGAGCACACGGGGGAGAUCCGUACAACACGUCGAGUCCUGGAAGACAACUCCACCUCUUUCAGUCUAAUUGUGCUGGUGAAAGACCAUGGAGAGCCCCCACUUUCCUCUACUGCCACCAUCAACAUAGCUGUCAUGGAGGUGCCACCUAAAGUCACCCCUGACCCCAAGAGGAUCAUUCGCCCUCACAGUACACCUCUCUUUUCUAAUGUAACUCUUUACCUAAUUGUAGCACUCAGUGCCACAACUUUUGUGUUUCUGGUCACAGUGGUGGUGUUGGCCAUAGUGCGCUGCCAUGCCUAUUGUACCCAACCCGGCUCAUGUUCACCCUGCUGUGUGUCUCAGAAAGGCACACAAGACAGUGGGCCUGGAGGAGGGGCAGGUGGAGGGUCACAAGCCAAUAAUAAUGUGGUUCUCCGCAGAGAUCUUAAAGUCGAACCUCACUAUAUCGAGGUUCGUGGAAAUGGAUCUCUGACCAAGACCUACUGUUACAAAACCUGCUUGACUGCCACAUCAGGCAGCGACACCUUCAUGUUUUACAACACGGGUCGGCCCAUCAGUGGGACCUGGGGUUCGGAGCGUUACUUCACAAGUGGCAGUGGCUUUGUGCGCAGGCUCAGCAUGCCAGAUGCAGCAGUACAGCCCAAGGGACCGAAUGCUGACUGGCGGUACUCUGCAUCUUUGAGGGCAGGAGUGCAGAGCUCUGUUCACAUGGAGGAGGCCUCGGCUGUGAUGCAGGGAGCGCAAGGAGUGCUGGUGCAGAACUGGCCUACUGUGUCCAGUGCCGCAGAUGGAGAGGCUGAAGGACAGCUCUCUCCUCCAGUCGGAGCUGGGAUCAACAGUAAUAGCUGGAGUUUCCGUUAUGGUGCCGGACCUGGUUACGGUCCUCCGCAGGCUUUGAAGCCAGGCGAGAUCCCUCCUGAAGCUUUCAUCAUUCCUGGUUCACCUGCAAUCAUCUCCAUCCGGCAAGACCCAGGAGCCAUGGACGACAAGGGGGACUUUAUUAGCUUUGGCAAGAAAGAGGAUCCCAAGAAGAAGAAAAAGAAGAAGAAGGAGAAAAAAGACAAAAAGGAUAAGGGCAAAGAUGAUGGCGAGGAGUAAAGGAGAAUUUGGCUGUUUCAAAAACAAUCAACAAAAAACUCCUGAACUCAUAAAAAUGAAAAAGAAAGAAAAUUUGAAAAGAAAUACAGCACAGAAAGGAGAGCCUUUUAAUUGCAGCUCUCACUAUGGGGAGAUUAAUUCGCCAGCCCCGCCCAGUGCUGAUCAUUCUCUUUUCUCUUUCUAUCCAACCUCAACUGACCCCAAUCCUUAAACCAUGACAGCUCCCAGAAGGCAAUAAUUGGCUAUUUCACUACUCAGUGUAUCCAGAAGGUUUUCACUCCACAUCUUUCUAAGCAGCAAUUAUAAAUCUAAAAACAGUACGUUCCGACAUAUAUUCCAAAGUAUGAUCCAUAAAUUGCGUGUUAUAUCCAUAAGUCUAAUAUAUAUAGAGGGAGUCUGUUAUCUGGACAUCCUCAUGACUCCAUUACUAUGCCAGGAAUUUGUACUUUAAACGUCCAACAGGUUUUUGAAUGAAAUAUGAUCUGGUCAGCAUUAUGUGUGUGUGUAUGUGUGAGUGUGUGUGUGUGUGUGUGCUGCGGAGGAAAACCACUUCAGGGGUAGUACUAUAGUCAUGUGUAAUAGUCAAUAAUUUCAGGGUUUGAGCUCACAGAGCCCCCUGCUGCCUUUAAGAGGCACACCAAUGCUGAAACCUCACGUGUGCUUUACUUGGUGAUGCAAAAAAAUAAAUAAAAAUAAAAUAAAUAAAACCUCCAAACCUAAUACUUAUUAAAAAUUAUACUUCACUUGACUGUAUACAUCAAAAACAUACAAAAUUUGUUUCAUGUGUCAUGUUGAAUUCAUGGUCAGAUCAGUACAGUAGAAUCCACUGUCCAAUACGUCCGAUAUUAAAGCGUUGUAGGAGCAAAGCUUCUUCUGUAAUAUAGACAGGAAUGUUGCUUGUUGCAAUCAGGCCUGUUAAACUUUUGCCUCUGUGGUGAUUCACUUUCCAGAGCUUUGGUUUUCAGUCAGUGUUCUUGUGUAAGUUUUACUCACACACACUCUGUCAGUCCUCGUCCAUGUUUACAGCCGUGCACAACGAGAACUGCCCUCUUGUGGCCGUGAUGUGGGACUAAAUUGAAUAACAGAGCUAAGACACACUGUCUGACUCGUAACCUCUGCACUCAGAUCAAGCCUCAGCACUGUUACUGGAACUUUCUAUCCUUCCCCAGGGAGCAUAAGCACACAAGGCACUUCCAUCCGAGUAAAACAAGUGCUCAAGCAGCAGUGAAAAGUGUCUUGAGUUUUGAGGAGGUUGUGUAGACGUCGGUUUUCAGUUUUGAGUAGUGUGGUUCGGUUUACAGAGAUGUACAGACAGCAGAAUGUGAUAGAAAACCAAACUGAGCUGCAUGCUAGCACUGGAGAAGGUUUCAUCCUUGUGAUUUUUUUUUAUGGAUGGAUUCAUGAUCCCUCAACUUUAUUUAUUCUUUUUUUUACUUUUUUACUUUCCUUUGUCUUUCUUGGCAGUAGGGCUAUUGAUCAAGGUAUAGGAUGGAUGUUAGUGCUGCUAUAAUUGAUAACACACACACACACACACACACACACACACACACAGUCACACACACACACACACACACACACACACAGUACAGCCUUCUUCAGGUGUGGUUUAGUGCUGUCAGAUCACUAAGUGACUGCUUGCAUGUGAUACACAGAUAAAACUAUAUAUAGAUAUAUAGAGAUAGAUAUGCUUUUCAUAUUUUUUAUUUUGAACCAUUCCUCUUAUAUACAGAGACAUGCAUCGUCUCUUGAUAGAUAGACAUAUAUCUAAUUGCUCAUUCAGAUCCAACUGUACAAGUACAUACUGUAGGUCAUUGAUGCAAAAACCACUGGGGGAACAACCACCAUGUUGUCCCUAUGACAUCAACGUUAACCUUAACAUGCUAGGUAUAUGUAUUGCUGUAGUGUUAUGCUAUAAUUCUUUUUUAUAACCAUGAAUAUAUUUGAAAUCAUGAACAAACAAGUAAUGUGGAACUGCUUCAUAUAUCCCUCGUAUGAUAUCAUCCUUGUUUUCCAUUAAAAAAAAAAAAAAAACAAUAAAAAUCAAUAUCAAAAUGAUAAAUGCAACAAAAAAAUCCCUGUCUGUGAACUUUGCUUGUGUGUAGUGAAUGUUUAUAAGGUCAUUCAGUGCUGACAUGGCACUUUCACAGUAAAAAUCUAUUGAACAUUUUUUUUUUUUUUUUUUUUUUUUUUGUACAGCUUAUCAUCAUUGUAGCGGUGAAAUAAUGUUUUUUUUCUUUUAUCCCUUUUUUUUUAUAUCACUUUACGAAAUAUGUUAACGUGUUUUGUUUAUAAACCUCAAAUAAAUUUUUUUCAU